AUUAUCUAUGUUUGUCUAUACCUCCCACUUCCCGUUCUUCGAGAUUGUGCCUUGUGAAAUUGUGACUUAGUUUUUAGUAAUUUUUGGAAUUAUAAGUCUAAAACAAUGGCUGCUAUAAGUCUAUUAAACCCUAAAGCUGAGUUUGCGAGAGCAGCUCAAGCUUUAGCUGUAAAUAUGUCUGCCGCAAAGGGUAUUCAAGAUGUAAUGAAAACUAACCUCGGUCCUAAAGGUACCAUGAAAAUGUUGGUUUCUGGAGCUGGCGACAUAAAAAUCACAAAAGACGGCAAUGUAUUACUUCAUGAGAUGCAGAUUCAGCAUCCUACUGCCUCACUAAUAGCCCGUGCUUCUACUGCACAAGACGAUGCAACAGGUGAUGGCACCACAUCCACUGUUCUUCUGAUUGGAGAGUUGUUAAAGCAGGCUGAUAUUUAUAUUAGUGAAGGUUUGCAUCCAAGAAUUGUCACUGAAGGUUAUGAUGUGGCCCGCAUUAAGGCUCUUGAAAUACUAGAGACUAUGAAAGUUCCAAUUGAUAUUAAAAGAGAAAAUCUGCUUGAUGUUGCACGAACUUCAUUAAAGACUAAGGUUCAUCCAAGUCUAGCUGAUGUAUUAACAGCUGCUUGUGUUGAUGGUGUGCUAGCUAUACGCACCCCAGGCAAACCUGUUGAUCUACACAUGGUAGAGCUCAUGGAAAUGCAACACAAGACUGCAACUGAGACGUCACUUAUCAAAGGUUUAGUGAUGGAUCAUGGGGCGCGUCAUCCUGAUAUGCCGAAGCGUGUCGAAAAUGCCUAUAUAUUGACUUGCAAUGUUUCCCUUGAAUAUGAGAAGACAGAAGUUAACUCAGGUUUCUUCUAUAAAUCAGCUGAAGACCGCGAAAAACUUGUUGCAGCGGAAAGAGAUUUUAUUGACCAGCGGGUUAAGAAGAUAAUUGCUUUAAAGAAAAAGCUGUGUGAUGGCACCAAUAAGACAUUUGUGGUUAUAAACCAGAAGGGAAUUGAUCCUCUUUCACUUGAUGCUUUUGCUAAAGAGGGUAUGAUCGCUCUCCGUAGAGCCAAGAGACGUAAUAUGGAACGGUUGGCUUUAGCCUGUGGAGGAACUGCUAUGAAUUCUGUGGAUGAUCUGACUGAGGAGCUCCUUGGAUUUGCUGGAGUGGUUUAUGAACAUAUCCUUGGAGAGGAGAAAUAUACCUUUGUAGAGGAGUGCAAAAACCCUCAGUCAGUCACAAUCCUAAUUAAAGGCCCUAAUAAGUACACUUUAACACAAAUUAAAGAUGCAGUUCGCGAUGGCCUUAGAGCAAUCAACAAUGCAAUUGAGGAUAAGUGUGUUGUGCCUGGAGCAGGUGCUUUUGAGAUUAAAGCUAAUAUUGAACUGCAAAAGUACAAAGACUCUGUAAAGGGAAAGGCUCGCCUUGGUAUCCAAGCAUAUGCCGAAGCACUAUUAAUUAUUCCGAAAACUUUGGCAGUGAAUUCAGGGUAUGAUGCUCAAGAUACUAUUGUCAAACUUCAAGAGGAAUCACGACUAAGCCCUGAUCCUAUUGGUUUAGACCUUAGUACUGGGGAAGCAAUUAAACCAGCCGAUUUAGGUAUAUAUGACAACUAUAUUGUGAAGAAGCAGAUCAUAAACUCUUGUUCAGUUAUUGCCAGCAACCUCCUUCUUGUUGAUGAAAUCAUGAGAGCUGGAAUGUCUAGCCUUAAAGGCUAACUGUCAAAGUACCAGUGAACUGCUUAACCAUUAUAUUAUUAUCAUCUAAUUUACUUCUAAUAUGUUUUUCUUUUAGUUAACAAGAGCUACACUUUUAAUAUGUUGCAUAGGGCGAAAUAAAUGCUCCAUUUUAAUUAAUAACAACAACUAAUAAAUGCUUAAAAAUUA
This is a messenger RNA of Pararge aegeria (speckled wood butterfly), 1869 nucleotides long. It is a transcript of the gene CCT6, whose product is annotated as T-complex protein 1 subunit zeta. NCBI's taxonomy places the organism in Eukaryota, Metazoa, Arthropoda, Insecta, Lepidoptera, Nymphalidae. The transcript has 6 exons. The coding region runs from base 106 to 1701 and encodes 531 amino acids. Gene Ontology annotation, biological process: protein folding. Gene Ontology annotation, cellular component: chaperonin-containing T-complex. Gene Ontology annotation, molecular function: ATP-dependent protein folding chaperone; ATP hydrolysis activity; ATP binding. The record is from RefSeq and is a predicted model, not a curated record.